AUGACGUACGUGGCGCCACUGAAGAUUGUCUUGGACAGCGGCGAGCUCCGGAAGUCACGCAACAUGGAACCUCAUGCGGCGCGCGGCGGCGGGCUCCUCGACCAGGCCGGCAGCGGCGCCGGGCUGGGCUGGUUCCUGGUGACCGCGGGGGUGUUCUCCGUGGCAUCGUUGGUGCCGCUGCUGCAGGGCCAGAGCGUGGAGAGCAAGUCCAGUGGCUUCUGGAGCGCGGACGCCGAGCUCUGGAACGGCCGCUUCGCCAUGCUUGGCCUCGUCGCGCUGGCCGCCACCGAGUUCAUUACCGGCGCGCCCUUCGUCAACAUCUAAGACGACGUAGUGUAGCGCUGUGGAUUCUUUUCUGCUGACAGAUCGUAAUAGUACUAACUGUUGUAGCCACGUUGCAAUUUUGUAUUACUAUCGGUGAUUGAAUUCUGUAAAUCUCAUGUUUAGGUUGUUUUCA
Molecule: messenger RNA, 457 nt
Organism: Aegilops tauschii subsp. strangulata
Lineage: Eukaryota; Viridiplantae; Streptophyta; Magnoliopsida; Poales; Poaceae
Source: RefSeq, a predicted model, not a curated record